Molecule: messenger RNA, 976 nt
Organism: Schistosoma turkestanicum
Lineage: Eukaryota; Metazoa; Platyhelminthes; Trematoda; Strigeidida; Schistosomatidae
Source: the annotation of a GenBank genome assembly
AAAACAACUGACGAAUUCGCUUAAAGAACUAAAGAAAAAGGGAGUAAUUGCGUCUGAAAUUCACGACUCGAUUAAACCGACUGGAUCAUAUACACCACGACUAUAUGGUUUGCCUAAAAUCCACAAAUCGGGUCUUCCUCUGCGCCCGGUCCUUGAUAUGUACAAUUCUCCUUACCACAAAAUUGCGAAGUGGUUAGUACGAAUUUUAGAGCCUUUACAUAAAUCAGUUGUGCAAAGAAGUGUAAAAGAUGUUUUUGAGUUCACUUCCAAAGUGGAAAGUAUGAAUGUUAGCAAGAAAAUUAUGAUCUCACUGGAUGUGGUUUCGUUGUUCACUAACGUACCACUCCUCGAGACUAUUGAUUUCAUAUGCGAGCAAAUUAAAGAAAAACAAAUCAACAUUGGCUUGCCCAAAGAUUGCCUUAAGGAAUUAUUCCUAAGACGCACGAUGAAUGUCCAUUUCGUAUUCAACAACAAUUAUUAUAGGCAGAUAGACGGUUUAGCCAUGGGCUCACCUCUAGGCCCGAUUCUAGCUGAUCUCUUUCUAGCAAAGCUAGAAAAUGGACCACUCAACGAAGUUAUUCAAAAACUUGAUCUAUAUUGCCGUUAUGUCGAUGACACAUUCAUCAUUGUAGAUCAGGACACCAGGAAAGAAAAACUUUUAGAACAAUUCAACAAUGUACACCCGGCAAUCACGUUCACUGGUGAAGAAGAAUAUGAUGAAAAACUGUCUUUCCUUGACAUCACACUAAGUAGGUGAAAGGAUGGUUCACUAAGUAGAAGCGUGUAUCGAAAAAAUCCCAGUGCUUGCCAAUACACUCACUUUUGUAGUUUUACACCUAUCCGCUACAAAAGAAAUUUGGUUAGAUGUCUCACUUACAGAGCAAAUAUGAUAUGUUCAAUGAAUACUGUAAGUCAGGAGCUGGAAUUCAUCAACGGCUCACUAACCGAGAUUGGUUAUCCAAGCGCAUUCUUAAAG